Messenger RNA from Pygocentrus nattereri (red-bellied piranha), 2354 nucleotides. Its product is annotated as polyunsaturated fatty acid lipoxygenase ALOX15B-like. NCBI's taxonomy places the organism in Eukaryota, Metazoa, Chordata, Actinopteri, Characiformes, Serrasalmidae. The transcript is spliced from 15 exons. The record is from RefSeq and is a predicted model, not a curated record. Gene Ontology annotation, molecular function: iron ion binding; oxidoreductase activity, acting on single donors with incorporation of molecular oxygen, incorporation of two atoms of oxygen; protein binding. Gene Ontology annotation, biological process: linoleic acid metabolic process; lipid oxidation. The coding region runs from base 89 to 2080 and encodes 663 amino acids.
CACCUAGCUGAGCUCACUUCCUGCUUUGUUAAUCAAAGGGUUUGUGCGGAUUGUUUGUUGCUGCUGAAAGAACUCAGUUUGGGGAACCAUGGCGAAUUACACAAUUGAAGUCUUCAUGGGUGAUGCUCUCAAUGCAGGGAACGCCAACACAGUCUUCAUCAAUCUCAUUGGUACAAAGGAUAGUAGUGAACCACAAAUCCUUGGUCAUUCUGCAGAGAUGCUGUGCUGUUCAAAGACGCUGACUGUGUCUUGCAAAGAAAGUCUUCGGCCCUUCUUCCUGGUUCAGCUGGAGCUCAAGGCACUCGAGCUUGAAGAUCACUGGUUCUGCUCUAAAGUUAUCGUCACUGAUCCUGAAGGACGCCAGCGGCUUUUCCCUUGUUACCAGUGGUUGUCUCCAAAGAAGAAAACAAUUCUCAGAGAAGCUACAGCCAAGUUGAGCCACAAGGACACAGAGGAAAUGGCUGUUGGCCAUCGGCUUGAAGAUGUUGCAAAAAAAUGUGAGGACUUCAUAUGGAGUGUGUAUGACUCUGAAAUUCCUCACAUUGUACAGGUGGACUCAGCAAGUGGUUUGCCUUAUGAGGUUAGAUUCUCCUUCACGAAGGAAAAGGAGUUUCAGCACUCACAGUUAAACACUUCACUGGACUUAAAACUGAACAACUUUCAUCCCACAAACACAUGGAACAGUAUGGAGGAACUUGAGGAUGUUCAGUGGAACACGCCUUGGACCCAUGAAUACAUCAAGAAACACUGGAUGACCGACACGUUCUUUGGCUACCAGUUUCUGAAUGGCUCGAAUCCCAUGAUGAUCAAGCGUUGCUCAAAGCUGCCCAACAACUUUCCAGUCACUAAUGACAUGGUCAAGUCUGCUUUACCAAAAGAGAGCUCUUUGGAAAAAGAAAUGGAGAAGGGAAAUAUCUUCCUGUGUGACUAUGCAAGACUAGAUGGAAUUGUGGGAAAUGUGAUAGAUGGGAUUCAGCAGUAUCUGGCUGCCCCUCUUUGCUUACUCUUCAGCAAUCCUCAGGGCAAAUUGCUGCCCAUCGCCAUCCAGCUGAAGCAGAAGCCUGAGGCGCAGAACCCCAUUUUCCUCCCCACUGACUCCAAGCAUGACUGGCUUUUGGCGAAGCUCUUCGUGAGAAACGCAGAAUUUAACGAACACGAGCUGAACUUCCAUCUACUACGCACUCACCUGUUGGCUGAGGUCUUUACCAUGGCAACCCUGCGUGCCUUGCCCUCUGUUCAUCCCCUCUUCAAGCUUCUGUUUCCUCACAUUCGCUACACACUGCAAAUCAAUAUCAUGGCGAGGAAACAGCUGACAUCAGCUGAAGGAAUUUUUUCCACGAGCUGUGCUAUAGGUCUAAAAGGAAUGAUUACACUUAUGAGAAGAGCGACUGCCAGUCUGACCUAUAGCUCUCUGUGUUUGCCGGACAACAUCAAGGAGAGAGGCCUGGAGAACAUUCCCCAUUACUACUACAGAGAUGAUGGCCUCAAGUUGUGGAACAUCAUUCACAAGUUUGUGAACGGAGUGGUGGCACAUUACUACACCGAUCGUCAUGUCCAGGAGGACUCCGAGCUCCAGACAUGGCUGACGGAGAUUGUAGAACAUGGCUUUCUGAAAAAUGACAACAGUGGAAUCCCCAAGUCCUUCCAUACAGUGGCUGAACUCGUCAAGUUUGUCACCAUGUUGAUCUUCACAGUAUCGGCCCAACAUGCUGCAGUCAACAACGGCCAGUUUGACUUUGGAGCUUGGAUGCCCAACUUUCCCAGCACUAUGACGACUCCUCCUCCCACCACAAAGGGACAAGCAACGGCAGACUCCAUUCUUGCGGCUUUACCUAAUGUCAAGCACACACUUAAAAUAAUCACUGCCUUAUACCUGCUGAGCAAGAAGUCCUCAGAUCAUUAUCCUUUUGGAUAUUACCCGGAGGAGCUCUUCGUCGAGGCUGUGCCCCUUCAGAAAAUGGAACAGUUCAGGCAAGAUCUGAAGGCUCUCGAGGGUGAAAUAGAAGCAAGAAACAAGAAUCUUGAGCUUCCGUAUGAUUAUUUAAAUCCGAAGAAUGUGGCUAAUAGUGUAGACCUGUAAGAAAAUGGAUAAUCAAUCUGCUGAAAAGAUUCUGAUUGCACUCCAGAUUUUCAAGUUUGUAGUUUCUGAUUGUUUUCUGCCAUUUAUUGUCUGCAGAAUUAUUCUUAAACACUGCAACUAAUUAGUAAAGUCUAGUGAUCAUUUAGCAUUUAGAAAUGAGGUAAUGAAUUGUUAGCCAGGUUUGGGGUGGUACAUACAAUCUGUCUUCUUAUGAUGCAUAAGUUGUAAGCAUGAACCUCUGACUGCAACAAUAAAGUUACAUGCAUGCAAUACA